CCCAGUCCCCGGCGCGCGCAGUCUCGUCUCCAUGGCGACGCGGCGUCUAAGGCUCCUCGCUCCCAACACCGAGCAGACCAGGAGCUGGGCUAGCUUUCUGUGUCAACCCUUCAAAGCUGGUCGGCGUGAGAGGGCCACAGGCGGGUAAGAAGCGCCGCAUCGACCACGGUCGCCCUCUCCCCAUCCCAGCGAGCAGCCUGACCCAGUCCUCACCUCGGACUCCCCCAAGCCCGGCGCCUGAGCCCGCAAACUUCUCUGCCUACUCCAGGUUCAGGCUCUGGCGCUCCAACGCAGCCGAGGCGGCGCGCGAGGAGGAAUCAUCUAGACAAGACAGAAGCUGUAAAGGCACCAAAAUAAGGACAGAAUGGCCGAUUGCUAGUGUUUGAUCCAAAGGGUGAAAUGAGCAAAAAUGUAGUCAUUACGGAGCAGGAGAAAAAUAAUGAAUGUUUCCCUGAGGAUACUGAUGAUAAGUUGUCUGAGUCAACAGAUGAUGAUGGUGAGGAUGAUACUAGUGAUGAAGAUAAUGAGGAAGACAGUAACCCUAAUAAGGAUACUCAUGCCCCAUUAGAGUUAAUGACAGAAUUCCUGAGAGCAGAAAUGGGCCAAGACUACCGUUUGGCAAAAAAAUUAUGUCAGAUGAUCCUAAUCUAUGAACCAGAAAAUCCGGAGGCCAAGGAGUUUUUCUCACUUAUUGAAGAAAUGCUGCUGAUGGAGAAAGCUCAAAAUCUGGAGGAAGAUGAUGAAGAGAGUGGAGAAGACAGUAGCGGUGAGGGUGAAGGGGAGAGCAGUGAGGACCCAAGUGAAGAAAGCUCUGAUGAAUGUGAAGAUGGGUGAUGAGAGUUGCUGCUAUCAUUUAAUCUUCAUGUGUGUUCAUUACUGUAUACUAUGGAAAUAUAAAGAAGAGAGCUGCAUUUCAGUCUAACUGUUCUUUAUUUGGUACAGAGUUCUUUUAAUUUAUAUUAGUUUGAGCUUCUUCUUAAUAUUUAGAUUUUAGCUCAAGGUGAGCUACUCAGAGAGGGAAGUAAUCAUUGAAAACACAUAGCACUAACUAUGUGCCAGGUGCUGUUCUAUACACAUUAAUUUGUUGAAUCCAGCAAACCCAUGAGGUUAGCACUGUUAUCCCCAUGCAACAGAUGAGAAAACUGAGGCACAGAGAGGGUGGGUCAUUUGCCCAGCAUCAUAUACCUGUUGAUCGGUAGAGCCUAGAUUUGCAUACAGACAUUAUGGCUCCAGAAUCCAUAUUCCAAGCCCCUCCCAUGUCCACUACUUUAGGCAUUUUAUAUCAUUUGUU
Molecule: messenger RNA, 1291 nt
Organism: Balaenoptera acutorostrata (minke whale)
Lineage: Eukaryota; Metazoa; Chordata; Mammalia; Artiodactyla; Balaenopteridae
Gene: ERICH2
Product: glutamate rich 2
Exons: 7
Coding region: 400-834 (144 amino acids)
Source: RefSeq, a predicted model, not a curated record